GCAGGCGGCGACAGUGACCCACCCGGGAAGGGGCAGCAUAGACCUGGACAUGGAUGGGGACAUCUCGACAGGAAAGAUGGUGUCCCCUGCCUGCACCAUGGGUCCCUUGGACAGCCUGGAACUCCUGGACCUCUUGUUUGACCGGCAGGAUGGCAUUCUGAGAAAUGUAGAGCUGGCAGAAGGGUGGAGCCACGCCGGGAAGGAGCAAAAGGUUCUACCAAAUUCUGACUCUGAUGACUUCCUAAAUUCCAUCCUGGGACCCCGAGACUCUGACCCCAGCUCACCAAUAUGGUCCCCAGCUGACAGUGACAGUGGCAUCUCUGAGGAUUUGCCCUCAGAUCCCCAGGACACCCCUCCUCAUGGCAGCCCUGGAGCAGCUAACACCAUAGCCAGGUGUCACUCAAGCCAGCAAGGCAAGGGGCCCUGCCCCUCCUACCUACCCAGUGCCCCAUGCCCUGCACCUCCAAGCACACAAGUACUGGAGUCCUCAGUGGCCAUUGAUCUGGACAUGUGGAGCACAGACAUGCUGUAUCCAGAGGAGCAGGCUGGCUCACCUUCCAGAUUCAACCUCACAGUGAAGGAACUACUGCUGUCUGGCAGUGGUGGGGACUUGCCACAGCAUUCCUUGGCCACCUCCCAGCUGCUGGGACCUGGGAGUGGGCACUGCCAGGAGCUGGUGCUGACAGAGGAUGAGAAGAAGCUGCUGGCUAAAGAGGGGGUGACCCUCCCCACCCGGCUGCCUCUCACCAAGUAUGAGGAGAGAGUGCUGAAAAAAAUACGCAGAAAGAUCCGGAACAAACAGUCGGCUCAGGAAAGCAGGAAGAAGAAAAAAGAAUACAUCGAUGGUCUGGAGAACAGGAUGUCAGCUUGUACUGCCCAGAACCAGGAGCUACAGAGGAAGGUCUUGCAUUUAGAAAAGCAAAAUUUGUCUCUUCUGGAGCAGCUGAAACACCUGCAGGCUCUUGUGGUCCAGUCAACCAACAAGUCUGCCCAUGCAGGCACCUGUAUAGCGGUCCUUCUGCUGUCCUUCGUCCUGAUCAUCCUCCCCUCCAUCAGCCCUUUCGGCUCCAACAAGGUCAACAGUCCUGGAGACUUCGUGCCAGUUCGAGUGUUUUCCAGAACCCUCCACAACCACGCUGCAUCCCGCGUGGCUCUCGACAUCGUCCCAGGCUCCGAGGUCCCAGGACCCUGGCCAGACGUUGGCACACCCCACAAAGGUUCUUCUCCCAGCAGCCUCAGCACAGACUGGGGGAAUUUUAUAGAAAUACCCAUGCUGAGUGACUCAGCAGAAGAGCUAGACAACUCCACCCUGGUGCUGGUCAACACCACGGAGGACCUGGGUGGGGCCACCCUGCUGGACUGGGUGGCUUUGGAAUCACUGCUCAGCCCAGGCCGCAUGGGGCUGGAGAUGCCAGGGGUGGAGAUGUGGCUGUCCUGGGUUCCAAGGUGGCUCAGGGUCCCUCUGGUGUGGGGUGCUCUGGAGGUGCUGUGACCAGCAGUAGCACGUCCAGACUCAAGACAACCAUAGGGCCUGACAGCACCUCCCCAUAAGCUGAUCCCCGCAUGCCAAGUGGAAGUGGGACUGCCAGGCCUAGCACAGACCCCGGUGUAGGACAAGACAGACACUUACACCUGAGCCAGGACCCCCAACCCACAGAGACUUUCCUAUUCCCUGAUCACUGAGACAAUGCAGACCCUCUGGGGUCUGGGCUCCCCAAUCCGGGGUGCAGACUUGAGAGUACACAACACACGUCCAUCUCCUUUUUUUUCUUUUAGAGACAGGUUAUCACUCUGUAGCCCAGGUCUGCUUCGAACUUACAGAUUCCCCUGCCUAUGCCUCCCAAGUGCUGGGGUUAAAGUCAUACACCACCACCGUCCAGCUAUACACCCCCUUUUCUAAGACUGUGACUGUCAAUAAAGUAUUU
Messenger RNA from Phodopus roborovskii (desert hamster), 1925 nucleotides. It is a transcript of the gene Creb3l3, whose product is annotated as cAMP responsive element binding protein 3 like 3. Gene Ontology annotation, cellular component: nucleus. Gene Ontology annotation, biological process: regulation of transcription by RNA polymerase II. Lineage: Eukaryota; Metazoa; Chordata; Mammalia; Rodentia; Cricetidae. The transcript is spliced from 10 exons. Bases 50 to 1492 code for a protein of 480 amino acids. The record is from RefSeq and is a predicted model, not a curated record. Gene Ontology annotation, molecular function: DNA-binding transcription factor activity, RNA polymerase II-specific; RNA polymerase II cis-regulatory region sequence-specific DNA binding.